AUGAUUCAAGACCAGAUUGCGUACGGCACAAGCAACGAAAAGGUCCGUGAGAAACUUCUUCGGUAUAAAGAGUUGACGUUGGCUAAAGCCGAGCAAGUAUGUAAGGCGGCGGAACUAGCCGCAGCGCAGAAAGAAGUCUGGUCACAAGAGAGACAGGUCGACCCCAUGAAAGAAAGCUGGUCCUCCCGGGAACGGCAGAAAGAAUUCCGGUGCAGCCGAUGUGGACGCAUACAUGCCCCGCGAAGCUGCCCCGCAUUUGGACGCAUCUGCAAAAAAUGUGGGGGCGAAAACCACUUCGCGGUGCGCUGCAAGAGUGCGAAGAAAGUAUCGGAAGUCAGAAGUGGUGCCCAAGAAGACGACAGCUUUGAAAUUCUGAACGUGUCAAACGGCAAGCAGCAACCUGACUGGAUGGUGCCAGCGCAAGUCGGCAACACGCAAGGUUUCCUCAAGGUGGACACCGGUGCCCAAGCAAACCUUCUGCCGUAUGGUACGUGGCAGAGACUGCAGCCAAAAGCGCAGCUCAAGUCCAGCAACUCUGUUCUUCGUUCAUAUGAUGGAGCAGUCAUCAACCACCUGGGGAUCGCGAGUUGA
Molecule: messenger RNA, 591 nt
Organism: Rhipicephalus sanguineus (brown dog tick)
Lineage: Eukaryota; Metazoa; Arthropoda; Arachnida; Ixodida; Ixodidae
Exons: 1
Coding region: 1-591 (196 amino acids)
Source: RefSeq, a predicted model, not a curated record